AUGCUUCCAUCUCCACGAUGUAACAGCUCUGGCCACUACGGCACUGCAUUUUACCCUGCUUCGUGGCUUUCUCAAACCUAUCAUCCUCCGCAGACGUCAUGGGAUGAUGACACGUCGAUCGAGAACAGAGGAGCCUACUACGGUUCCUACUACGGUUCCUACUGCGGUUCCUACUACGGUUCCUACUACGGUUCCUACUACGGUUCCUACUACGAGUCUACCAGGCAUGAGAAGGCGUCGCCAUUAAGCCAGGAGCCUCGCCGAUCAGCCCGUAGUCGUCGGCCCUCUUUGCCAACCCGCAAAAACGCUGCCCCUGGCGGCUCCGACAAACACAAAAGGUCUUCGUCGAGACAACACGAAUCGUACUCUCGACCGCAAGCCCCUCCCCCAGAACACAAGCAUCGUCCGGCUACUCAAGAGGACGCCAAGAAGCACCAAAUCCCAGAGGGCUACUCACUAUCUCACUGGGAUCCCCUCGAAAUUCCCAUCAUCUUGGCCGGUAGCGUUUUCGACGCCAACUCCCUGGGCAAGUGGAUUUACGAUUGGGUCGCCCACGUCCACUCUGGACCUGAGGGUCGUGAAAUGAUUGGCAUUGCUGGCGAGCUAUGGCUGCUUCUUAUCCAGAUCUCGGGCAAGAUUAAACGUGCCAGCGAAGUCAUGCCGGAUAUCCGAACUCUGGAGAACAGGGAGAUGGUUGAUGAUUUUAUCGAAUCGGGUGAGCGCCUUAACGACAAGCUGCGCCGCCUCCUCAAGCGUUGUGAGGACCGCAUGUUAAACUCUAAAAACACCAAGGGCAAGCUCUGCACUAAUGCUGGUGUCAGGUUUAUCGACACAUUGCUGGGGCGCGACUACGAGCUGGGCAAUACGGAAAAUUUCAUGUCCUCUGUCCGCCUUUGGAACCUUAGGUUCGAUGCCAACUGCAAAUAUAUCCUGGAUCGCCCAGAAAUGGGACAUGGGCCGGGCAAACGGCCAACCGGAGGUCUUUUUUAUCGAAGUAAUCGAGCUAGCCAUGGUGGCAAGCAACACUGA
Pyricularia grisea is the source of this 1029-nucleotide messenger RNA. RefSeq lists its product as uncharacterized. The coding region runs from base 1 to 1029 and encodes 342 amino acids. The transcript has a single exon. The record is from RefSeq and is a predicted model, not a curated record. NCBI's taxonomy places the organism in Eukaryota, Fungi, Ascomycota, Sordariomycetes, Magnaporthales, Pyriculariaceae.